This is a messenger RNA of Leptidea sinapis, 822 nucleotides long. RefSeq lists its product as uncharacterized. Lineage: Eukaryota; Metazoa; Arthropoda; Insecta; Lepidoptera; Pieridae. The record is from RefSeq and is a predicted model, not a curated record. Bases 1 to 822 code for a protein of 273 amino acids. The transcript has a single exon.
AUGUGCACUACAUGUAAACCCAAGCCCUGCAGACCGGUACAGAAAGAUCGCGUCAGAGACGAAGACCUGUACCUGGAUUCGGAGCAGAAAGAGUCGUCCUCGCUUGUCCAGGAAAUUAAAUUACUUCGCACCGAGCUGACCGGCUUCAGACAGGACAUGAGUCGAAUAUCGUUACUAGUCAACGAGUUCAGUUCGAGACUCGAUAGUAUCGAGACGCGACUUUCUCAGCUAGAGUUGAAUUGCGCAGCAGUACAGGUAGAUGAUUAUAGUGUGCAAAAUCAAGAGCUUACUUGUACUUUAAAUGAAUUAAAAAAGAAUUUGAAUGAUUCCGAGCAGGAAAAGUUAUUGAAUGACGUGGAGAUUACAGGAAUACCUGAGACCGGCAAUGAAAAUUUGUCGCACAUAGCAAUUACCCUGGCUCAAAAGGUCGGCCUGGUCAUUAACGAUCGCGAUAUUGUUCAUACGGCGCGGCGCGGUCCAAAGCGUCCGGUAGAAGAGGGGGGGACUGCACGGUCUCGUCCGCUUGUGGUCUGCCUGACUCGACGACACUUACGUGACGAAUUGCUUCAUGCUGCGCGGGUUAGGAGGGGAGCUGACACUAGCGGGACUGCAAUAGGUGACCAUGCGCGACGUUUCUAUAUCAACGAACAUCUAACGUUCGAAAACCGGAAACUAUUCCAUCUUGCUCGUGAGCAGCUUGGCCGUAAUAAAAACUGGCGUUUCGUCUGGACUAAAGGCGGACGAAUUUUUGCUAGAAGAAAUAGUACUUCCAAAUCCUACCAAAUCCGUUCGGAACAGGACUUAAAAAAGGAUUUUGUCUGA